CAGGCACAAAGCAAAACACCUCAGUGCAUUAACUCACACCUUCCAGUUCAAAAACAGGAAACUGAUACUAUUUCCUCCAUUUGUCAGAGAAGAGCUUUAGAAGAAAAAUGAAGUCCAGAAGCAGUGCAUCCCUCUUCCUCCUCUGCGCUCUGAUUAUUAACAACUUUACAGACUCCAGUGCAUGUGACUUCACUGUGGCAGUAGGGAGCCCUGUUACCAUUAACCUUGGCCUUGAUCAAACUGAUGAGCUUUUAUGGAAACACAACUCUCAGAGAGUGUUUAAAGGACUGGUUAUUACAGCUCCAACAAAACUAAACAACGUGAAGCUGACCACUGAUGGGUCCCUUAUAAUCCAUUCUGUAAAAAUGAAAGAUAAUGGCGACCAUGAGUUUGAAGUUUUCCUUUCGAAUGGCAAAUCUAAAGCAAAAAAAUCCAUCACUCUUUGUGUUCAUGAAAAGCUCAUUAAGCCAACAGUGGACAUCACAUGUAUAGAUGGGACUCCUUCCAUCAGCUGUGAAGUUGAAGACAAAACCGGACUGACCUUCAGUUGGUAUAAAAAUGAGGAAAAAAUGGAUGAAAAUUCUGCAAGUCUAAGAAACAUUGAGAGAGAUCAGGACUAUGAGUGUGCUGUGGAAAAACCCAUUCCAAGUGAAAAGAGUAAUAAAUUCAGACUAAGUACCACUAAAUACUCCAGUGCAUGUGACUUCACUGUGGCAGUAGGGAGCCCUGUUACCAUUAAGCUUGGCCUUGAUCAAACUGAUGAGCUUGUAUGGAGACACAACUCUAAGAGAGUGUUUAAAGGAGAGGUUAGCAGAUUACCAACAAAACUAAACAUCGCGAAGGUGAACACUGAUGGAUCCCUUAUAAUCAAUUCUGUAAAAAUGGAAGAUAAUGGCGACCAUGAGUUUGAAGUUUUCCUGUCGAAUGGCAGAUCUAAAGCAAAAAAAUCAAUCACACUGUGUGUUCAUGAAAAGCUCCUUAAGCCAACAGUGGACAUCACAUGUAUAGAUGGGAAACCUUCCAUCAGCUGUGAAGUUGAAGACAAAACUGGACUGACCUUCAGUUGGUAUAAAAAUGAGAAAAAAAUGGAUGAAAAUUCUGCAAGUCUAAGAAACAUUGAGAGAGAUCAGGACUAUGAGUGUGCUGUGGAACAACCCAUUCCAAGUGAAAAGAGUAAUAAAUUCAGACUAAGUACCACUAAAUACUCCAGUGCAUGUGACUUCACUGUGGCAGUAGGGAGCCCUGUUACCAUUAAGCUUGGCCUUGAUCAAACUGAUGAGCUUGUAUGGAGACACAACUCUAAGAGAGUGUUUAAAGGAGAGGUUAGCAGAUUACCAACAAAACUAAACAACGCAAAGGUGACCAGUGAUGGAUCCCUUGUAAUCAGUUCUGUAAAAAAAGAAGAUAAUGGCGACCAUGAGUUUGAAGCUUUUCUUUCCUCUGGCAGAUCUAAACCAGAAUCGAAAAAAUCUGUCAAACUGUGUGUUCAUGAAAAGCCCCCUAAGCCAACAGUGGACAUCACAUGUAUAGAUGGGAUCCCUUCCAUCAGCUGUGAAGUUGAAGACAAAACUGGACUGACCUUCAGUUGGUAUAAAAAUGAGGAAAAAAUUGAUGAAACUUCUGCAAGUCUAAGAAACAUUGAGAGAGAUCAGGACUAUGAGUGUGCUGUGGAACAACCCAUUCCAAGUGAAAAGAGUAAUAAAUUCAGACUAAGUACCACUAAAUACUCCAGUGCAUGUGACUUUACUGUGGCAGUAGGGAGCACUAUUACCAUUUACCUUGGUGUUGAUGAAACUGAUGAGCUUGUAUGGAGACACAACUCUCAGAGAGUGUUUAAAGGACUGGUUAUUACAGCACCAACAAAACUAAAAAAUGUGAAGCUGACCACUGAUGGAUCCCUUAUAAUCAAUUCUGUAAAAAUGGAAGAUAAUGGCGACCAUGAGUUUGAAGCUUUUCUUUCGAAUGGCAAAUCUAAAGCAAAAAAAUCCAUCACACUGUGUGUUUAUGAAAAGCUCAUUAAGCCAACAGUGGACAUCACAUGUAUAAAUGGGAUCCCUUCCAUCAGCUGUGAAGUUGAAGACAAAACCGGACUGACCUUCAAUUGGUAUAAAAAUGAGAAAAAAAUGGAUGAAAAUUCUGCAAGUCUAAGAAACAUUGAGAGAGAUCAGGACUAUGAGUGUGCUGUGGAACAACCCAUUCCAAGUGAAAAGAGUAAUAAAUUCAGACUAAGUACAACCGAAGAUGAAGAAGAGCUCAUGCUAAACAGCUCUCCACACUCUCCUACACCUCUCCAGACUCAGCAAACAUAGAAGAUUAAUGCAGGAUUUCAUCCAGCUCCUCCCCAACACCCUAAAAUCUCCAAUUAUGAAAUACUUUUGAACACAUCUGUACAUGCAGCUAAAACAGGGAGCCUAGUGCAUCCCACAUUUAUCAACAUUAACAUUUAUAGGACUCCUAAGCUUUUGUUCUUAAUGACAUUGCUUUUACUUCUAUACUUUUUAAACCACUUUUACACUUUUACUUGAGUUAAAAGCUUAAGAAAUAUUUUAAACUCUAGUAUCUUUACUUCUACCGGAAUAACACACUUUUUGUUUUGAUGCUGCAUACUAUAGAAUGCAUUCUUAAAUAGUUUCUAAAGUUUGAAUUCUUCUUUUUUUAAUCAGUCCUGUGAUUUAGUGGUAAAUGAGAAAUUGUACAAACACUUGUGAUGUUAUUUCUACAAUAUGAUUUUUUUUUACUAUGCAAUGUUUUUUCCUGUUUAAGAAAAUAAAGGUUUAUUGGAUUGGACAG
Astyanax mexicanus (Mexican tetra) is the source of this 2790-nucleotide messenger RNA. RefSeq names its product titin. The transcript has 10 exons. The coding region runs from base 108 to 2309 and encodes 733 amino acids. Lineage: Eukaryota; Metazoa; Chordata; Actinopteri; Characiformes; Acestrorhamphidae. The record is from RefSeq and is a predicted model, not a curated record.